Messenger RNA from Syngnathus typhle (broad-nosed pipefish), 1315 nucleotides. Its product is annotated as RCC1 domain-containing protein 1-like. NCBI's taxonomy places the organism in Eukaryota, Metazoa, Chordata, Actinopteri, Syngnathiformes, Syngnathidae. Bases 101 to 1195 code for a protein of 364 amino acids. The record is from RefSeq and is a predicted model, not a curated record. The transcript is spliced from 8 exons.
AGUCGUGACCUUUUGUGAAUGCGCAUGCGCAAUACCAGUCAUUUUGUGGGAAGCUGCAUCGUUGACGUUCUGCUGGAGUCGCCUAACUUAAGUCAUUCUAAUGACCUGGUUUGGGUUCGGCUUCAACGCCUUCGGACAGAUACAUGUAUGUGAACCUGUUAGUACAGACGACGACACUACCAACAGGGUUAAAGUCAUAACGCCAUUUGAGUUCAAGUGUCAUGUUGACGGAAGCUGCUGUCGAAAAAUAAGGGGACUCCGAGCGAGCUGGAGUCGAAGCGCAACUCUUCACGCAAAUGGUGUGUGCUUGGCAGGUUUCAACGCUGCGAGUGGGAUUUGUGGGACAGGGUGCACGGACGCCACUGUCGGGGAGUCUUUCUUAAUCCUCGCUUUUCCAAACAGAAUUGAAUCAUGGGACCUGGACAACGAGAAGAAGACCCCAGUAUGGAGCAUGGAAGUCAAAACUCCAUCCGAAAGCGCUGGUACGCCCCCGAAUCUGCCCUUAGUCCCAGAUGGUUACAUUGCCAUAAAACCUCCCUUCUAUCGGCCAUUGUCUCCGCACCUGAAGGCCACCAGGCUGGCUCUGGGUGCAGAGCAUUGCAUUCUCCUCAGUGCCUCUGGAAGUGUGUACACAUGGGGACUGGGCAGUCACGGUCAAUUAGGGCACGGUGUCCUCUCAUCUGAAGAGCAGCCCAGAGUGGUGGAGGCCCUUUGGGGCAUGACCAUGAGCUGGGUGGCCACAGGAGGCUGGCACACUGUCUGCAUUAGUGACGGGGGUGACUUGUAUGUGUGGGGCUGGAACGAGAGUGGCCAACUUGGACUUCCCUCGCGAGCUGCUCGGAGGGCACAGCAACAUCAAAAAAGUCAAAAGGAAGCAGACACACCGGAGGGAGAGAAGGACGAAGAAGUGUUCAUAUCUAUCCAGGCAUUCCCAGCACUACUGGACGUUACUCCAUCGUGUGAGAUUAAGACAGUUGGCUGUGGCUCCCGUCACACAGCUGCUGUGACAUCUACAGGUGACCUCUACACAUGGGGAUGGGGUCAAUACGGUCAGCUUGGUUACGAGACAUCCUGUUCAGAUGAGCCGCGCCGUGUGGAGUUCUUCAGUGAACAACGAAUGCGUGUUGUCGAGGUGACGUGUGGGGCAUGGAAUACUUUUGCUGCUGUCGUCAAGGAGGAAGUAACUGCCUCUUAAAUAUUAUGGUAUCCUAUUGCUAAACAUGGACUUUGCACUGUAUCGUACAAAGUGACAAUUUAAGACUUGAAUUACAGUACGUUGUAUACACUCAAUAAAAAGCUUGACAACUUUGUAAAA